GACGCGCUGCGCCCGGGCGGCCAUGGCCACGGGCUUCUCCUUCGGCACCAGCACUCUGGGCUCCGGCACGGUGGCCGCCGGCGGGAGCGCUCCCGGCGGCGGUUUCUCGUUCGGAACCGGCGCAUCCAGCACCCCUUCUGUGGGGCUCAACUUCGGAAAUCUUGGGAGUUCAGCCACUCCAGCAACUACAUCUGCAACUUCAGGGUUUGGAAAUGUGCUCUUUGGAUCUAAGCCUACCACUGGGUUCACUCUUGGAACAAAUACAGGAAUAGCAACAACUAUAUCUACAGGAUUAACACUGGGAACUCCAGCCACAACAUCUGCCUCUCUGACAGGUUUCAGUUUAGGUUUUAACAAGCCUUCAGCAUCUGCAACACCAUUUACUCUCCCUAUUACUUCUACCUCAGCUGGCAGUCUUAGUCUUUCGUCUUCUCUAACAUCUACUCCAGCAUCCACAGGAUUUACUCUAAAUAAUUUGGGUGGACCAGCGGCUACCACUACAACUGCAUCCACAGGCCUUUCUUUAGGGGUGGCCUUACCUGGUCUGGGAAGUUCACUUUUCCAGAAUACAAAUGCAGCAACAUCAGGACUUGAACAGAAUGCAUUAGGAUUGACUUUGGGAACUACAGCAGCUACUUCAUCUGCGGGCAAUGAAGGCCUUGGUGGCAUAGAUUUUAGUAGCUCAUCAGAUAAAAAGAGUGAUAAAACGGGAGCAAGACCAGAGGAUAGUAAAGCACUGAAGGAUGAAAAUCUACCUCCUCUUAUCUGCCAGGAUGUUGAAAAUCUCCAGAAAUUCGUGAAGGAACAAAAACAAGUACAAGAAGAAAUUAGUAGAAUGUCUUCAAAAGCAAUGCUUAAAGUACAAGAAGAUAUUAAAGCUCUGAAACAGCUUUUGUCAUUGGCUGCCAGUGGAUUACAGAGAAAUACUCUCAAUAUUGACAAAUUAAAAAUAGAAACAGCUCAGGAGUUAAAGAAUGCUGAAAUAGCUUUGAGAACCCAGAAAACACCGCCUGGACUCCAGCAUGAAAAUACAGCUCCUGCUGACUAUUUCAGAAUCUUGGUUCAACAGUUUGAAGUACAGCUUCAGCAGUAUAGACAACAGAUCGAAGAACUUGAAAACCAUCUGGCCACUCAAGCAAAUAACUCACAUAUAACACCUCAAGAUUUGUCAAUGGCUAUGCAGAAAAUUUAUCAAACCUUUGUAGCUUUAGCUGCACAACUGCAGUCUAUUCAUGAAAAUGUGAAGGUGCUCAAAGAACAGUACCUUGGCUACAGGAAAAUGUUUCUGGGAGAUGCUGUAGAUGUGUUUGAAGCCAGGCGAGCGGAAGCAAAGAAGUGGCAGAAUGCACCCAGAGUCACUACUGGUCCCACCCCUUUCAGCAACAUGCCAAAUGCAGCAGCCGUUGCCAUGGCUGCGACACUUACACAGCAGCAGCAGCCUGCUCCAGGGCCACAGCCAUCUCUGGGAGUUAGUUUUGGAACGCCUUUCGGCUCAGGUAUUGGCACUGGCUUGCAGUCAAGUGGCUUAGGUUCUUCGAACCUUGGAGGAUUUGGAACUAGCUCUGGUUUUGGAUCCAGCACCACAGGGGCCUCAACAUUUGGAUUUGGAACAACAAAUAAGUCCUCAGGAAGUCUUAGUGCAGGCUUUGGCAGCUCAAGUACAUCUGGGUUUAACUUCAGCAAUCCUGGCAUCACGGCAUCUGCUGGUUUGACAUUUGGGGUGUCCAAUCCUGCCUCUGCAGGUUUUGGAACAGGAGGACAGCUCCUUCAAUUGAAGAAACCUCCAGCUGGAAACAAAAGAGGAAAAAGAUAGACAUAUGGGUUGAUGUUGAGAAAUCUGUAGUGCAUCGUCAUUCUGAAUCUAUUUUUCUAAAAGCGAUGCAGUGGUUAAAUUGCAUCCCAGGAGAUUUACAAGGUUUUGAUAUUUUUCUCCUACUUUGGAAUUUGAACUUUAUUGUUUGCCAUGCUAAACAUCUUUUUGUGUGUGUGUGAAUUUAAAACCCAGUUGUGUACUUGUUAUUUUGAUUCUCAGUGUAAGAAAUGUUACAUUACUGAUUGGUAAAACUGUUCAAUCUAGUGUUAAUAAUUGUUUUUGUUGAUGACGUUUACAUUCAGUGAAUAUAUGCACAUGUUUCAUAUACUGAUGGUGUGAACUCUAGGGCCUAUACUAGAAGGAGUUUUUUUCUUGUAAAGGCCUUUUGAACUACACUGCAGGGCAUCUUGUGAAUAUGUAUGUAAAUCUAUAAAAUGUUCUGCACACAGUUGUGUGCUUAUAGAAUAUAUAUUUGCAGAUCUACAACUUUUGCCUCAAGACUGUUUCCCUUUUCUAAGGCUUUUCCAUUUUUCACCUUUUGAGCUUCAAAUUCUCAGUGCUUGUAGAGUAAUAAGCUAGAGGUACCAAGUCGUUGCAGUUCUUUUGCUGCUAGUGUAAAUAUUUGACCAACUGAACUUCGUUGCCACUGGGUUUUCCCUUAAUCUUAUUUCACCUUAAUGUUUGCAACUGCUUUGAAUAAGAAAUGCUGCAAACUCAAUAGAUUUAUAACAACUUUUUAUUGUCCUGUAUAUCCUCAUACUGCCUAUAUGAGGUGUUUUUGCAUAUUUGAGAUGGACCUUUAAGAGCAUAUUUGAACUCCAGACUGAUGUUCCGGAGGCAAAGAGCUAUUAAGCCAAAUUGAUUCUAUGCAGGUAAAGGAUGCACUAUUAAUUCAGUGGAAACUUUUCUAGCUAUUCCAAUACCGAGUUCUUUCUUAUAGGGCUAUUAAUAGUGACACCAAAAGGAAUGGCUUAUUAGCCUCUUUAAUGUCUAAGUAAGUGCUUAAUUUGGAAUAGAGAAACAAUAUAUUUUAAGAAAAAAAGUAUUCUUUGUAGCAACUAUAAACUCCCAUUUUCACACUGAACAGAGCUCCAGGUAAUAAUACAUAGGCAUGCCAGAUUGUAUCUGUGGUAUUUGUCUGUAUUACUGUUAGUGACGUAGAGUGGGUGGAAGAGUGAGCCCUUGGACAGAGAACUGCCUUAGCCAUGGUUUUGAACAGAAACUAUUAGGUAGACCUAAUUAUCUUUCAAGCACAGUGUUCAGAUGUGAUUAUGAACAUGAAGUUUCAUUGAAAAUAAUUAAAACUUUUAUAAGAAAGAUUUUGUACAUGAUGUGCAUCGAGUGAAUAUUUUUGGCCAUUUUCACCAAGGCACCUUUUCUUCUAAAAUAGGCAUUGCAUAUAUGUGGGUAUAUAUGCACGCCUUAUAUGUACACAUGCAUAUGUUAGUGUGCUGUUAGUUGGGCUUGAUUAUAAAAGUAUUGUCAAAUUCUUUCACUUACUAUGAUUGGAUUCUUGGAUUUGAAAUUUUUGCACCUUGAUGCAUUAACAUAAGGAAAAUGCUUUGUUUCUGAGCACUAACCUUUUUUUAUAUUUGCGUACUUCUAUACUGUAAUCCCCACAUGCAGAUUUUGGGGGAGGAUAGGUAAAUGUGUGAUUUUUGUUGCGUGUGUGUUUACAUGUUUUCUAAUUAUUGCCAGAAAUAAAUACUCAAUUACCACGGACACUUUUUUAAAAAGGUAAUUGCUCUGUGCUGCAAAAAUAUGAGUAUUUUUAUUUUUGUUCUUUACAUAUUUUACAUUCACUGUGUUAAACCACUGGAAGUCUGUAACAGAUCAGUUUGUGAUAGGAGUUUAAAUGUUGUCAUUGUCUCCGUUGUCAUCACUUUGUCCAGGGCAUGUCAUUAUGUAAACAAUAAAACUUACUGUGUCCGUUGCA
Molecule: messenger RNA, 3749 nt
Organism: Sorex fumeus (smoky shrew)
Lineage: Eukaryota; Metazoa; Chordata; Mammalia; Eulipotyphla; Soricidae
Gene: NUP58
Product: nucleoporin 58
Exons: 16
Coding region: 23-1813 (596 amino acids)
Biological process (GO): nucleocytoplasmic transport
Cellular component (GO): nuclear pore
Molecular function (GO): structural constituent of nuclear pore
Source: RefSeq, a predicted model, not a curated record